ACUUUACAAGUGGAUCUUACCCACCCCUGAUUAUCAUUGUGCUCAGUGCUAUUACAAAAAACAUACAAAAACAAGCAAAUAUUUUUUGUAUUUUGUUGUGAUUAUUAAUUAAGUGACAAUAAUAUAAUAAUAUGGGAACCAGUACUGAAUUUGGUCCUGAUUCCGGAGGAAGAAUAAAGGGUCUAACUAUUAUAAAACCAAUAAUUUAUGGAAAUAUUGCUCGUUAUUUUGGCAAAAAACGUGAAGAAGAUGGUCAUACACAUCAAUGGACUGUUUAUGUAAAACCAUACAAUAAUGAAGAUAUGUCGACAUAUGUAAAGAAAGUACAUUUUAAAUUACAUGAAAGUUAUAAUAAUCCAAAUCGAAUUGUCACAAAGCCACCAUAUGAAUUAACAGAAACAGGUUGGGGUGAAUUUGAAAUUGUUAUUAAAAUCUACUUUCACGAUGCAAAUGAACGUCCAGUGACAAUAUAUCAUAUUUUAAAAUUAUUUCAAUCAACACCUGAAAUUCAAUUGGGAAAAAAGAGUUUAGUUUCGGAAUUUUAUGAAGAAAUAAUAUUUCAAGAUCCAACAGCACUUAUGCAACAAUUAUUAAGUUCAACAAAACCAUUAACUUUAGGUGCUUGGCGUCAUGAAACCGAUUUUGAAGCUAAAAAAGAAUACACUUUAAAAGCAAUAAUGGAAGCAAGAAAUAAAGUUAGAGGAGAAGUUGGUGAAUUAAAAGAAAAAUUGACACUUGCCAGAGAAACAAUUGCAAAAUUUAAAGAAGAAAUUUCCAAAGUAUCAAAAACAAGUGGAGCUCUUUCGGUCUCUUAAUAUACUUUUUUUUAAAAAAAGUAUUUAUCAUAAAUUGACUAAGUAUUAAACCAUUUUUUUUUUACUUUUAUAUUAAAAGUAAUAAAAAAAAAAUUAUUUUUACAUCUAAAUAGUUUUUAAAUCAAAAUAUUUAAUCAAAAUGUACAUAAACCUGCAACAGUCUUUAUUAUGAUUCACCAUUAGUGAUCUUACAUCCAUAAACAUAUUUUUACAUAAAUAAAAAUAAUUAUUAACUCGAA
Molecule: messenger RNA, 1054 nt
Organism: Leptopilina boulardi
Lineage: Eukaryota; Metazoa; Arthropoda; Insecta; Hymenoptera; Figitidae
Gene: Gas41
Product: YEATS domain-containing protein 4
Exons: 4
Coding region: 132-815 (227 amino acids)
Biological process (GO): regulation of DNA-templated transcription
Source: RefSeq, a predicted model, not a curated record